Messenger RNA from Papilio xuthus (Asian swallowtail), 1852 nucleotides. RefSeq names its product sodium-coupled monocarboxylate transporter 1. The transcript is spliced from 13 exons. Gene Ontology annotation, molecular function: symporter activity. The record is from RefSeq and is a predicted model, not a curated record. NCBI's taxonomy places the organism in Eukaryota, Metazoa, Arthropoda, Insecta, Lepidoptera, Papilionidae. The coding region runs from base 1 to 1692 and encodes 563 amino acids. Gene Ontology annotation, cellular component: membrane. Gene Ontology annotation, biological process: transmembrane transport; sodium ion transport.
AUGGAGAAAUUUAAUGUGUCAACCGUUCGAUUAUCAUAUCAACAAAAGUUUUCGUGGUUAGAUUACUCCGUGUUUGUAGCAAUGUUGUCGAUAUGUGUUGGGAUUGGCAUUUAUUUUGGAUUUUUCAAGAAACAGAAUUCAACUCAAGAUUAUUUGAUGGGCGGUAGGAAUAUGAAAUUGAUACCAAUUUGCUUCUCUUUAGUGGCUACUUUCAUUUCAGGUAUAUCACUCUUGGGCACACCCACCGAACUCUAUAUUUAUGGAACUUCGUACAUAUUUUCUUUUAUCGGGGCUAUAAUGAUGUCGAUCAUAAUAUCUCAAACGUUUAUACCAGUAUUCCACGAGCUACAAUUGACUUCUGCCUAUGAGUAUUUAGAGCUCCGGUACGACAAACGAACGAGGUUAUUUGGAUCUGUUUUAUUCAGCGUUUACUUGAUGGCCUGGCUACCUAUUGUUAUAUACGUCCCAGCAUUAGCCUUCAAUCAAGUUACUGGAGUAAAUAUACACAUAGUUACACCGAUCGUUUGUGUUGUGUGCAUAUUUUAUACAUCAUUGGGAGGUUUACGAGCUGUAGUAUGGACGGAUGUCAUUCAAACUGUAGUAAUGAUCGGAGCAAUGGUGUUAAUUAUAAUAAAAGGAACUAUCAUAGUUGGUGGUUUGGAAGAAGUUAUAAUGAAGAAUUGGAACAGUGAUAGGAUAGAAUUUCCAGUUUUAAGUUGGGAUCUAACUGAGAGACAUUCAAUAUUGUCUGUGUCAAUCGGCUCAACAUUCUAUUGGGUCGGUCUUAUUGCUGUGAAUCAGUCAAUGACGCAAAGAUUUUUGGCAUUAAAAGAAUUAAAAUCAUCCAAAAGGGCCGUUUGGGGAUUUUUAGGUGGCGUGCUAUUAGUUGUAUUUAUAUGUGGAUAUAGUGGUUUAUUAGCAUUUGCUAGAUACCACGAUUGUGAUCCAGUAAACUCAAAGUUGGUGCUUGCAAAAGAUCAGUUACUCCCCUUGUUGGUAAUGGACAUACUGGGUGACUGGAAUGGCUUGCCGGGUUUGUUCGUAGCUGGUGUAUUUAGUGCUGCACUUAGUUCUCUUUCAACCGGUCUUAACUCAAUGUCUGCGGUAGUUUUGGAAGAUUUUUGGAAGCCUUUCUUUAGACCAUUGAGUGAUAAGGAAACUCAGGUACUAGUAAGGACUGUUGUCGUUGUACUGGGCGUCAUAUGCGUGGGUUUAGUGUUUGUGGUAGAAAAACUUGGAUCAGUUUUGCAAUUGACGAUGAGUUUGUCAUCUGCAUCUAUGGGACCGCUUGCAGGAAUAUUUUCUAUGGGAAUAUUUUUACCCUUCAUUGAUUCUACAAGUGCAUUAAGUGGUGGUGCAGUGGGUUUGAUGUCAGCGUGGUGGGUCGCCGCUCACUCGCAGGUGGCGCAAGCGAAAGGAUUCCUUAGAUUUGAAGAGAAACAAAGGUUUUUACAUAACUGCACCUAUAGUUUUGGAAGUACAAUUUCACCGGAUGUACAAGAGGUGGAGGUGUCUUAUCUGUAUCGCAUCUCAUACUUAUGGUUCACAGCAUUUGGUUGUACAGUGACUGUGAUUGUUGCGAGUCUAUUAAGCUUCAGAAAAUAUCCAAGAAUUCAAAGCGAUCAUCAAUUAUUUGCUCCAUUUGUAAGAUCAUUGAUUAAAAGGAAAUCGGUUAAGAUGACCACAAGAUAAAUGUUAGCGUCAAAAGAUAUAGAUCAAAAUCGAUUCGAUUUCAAGUGAAUAUUCCAGAAGUAAAAUUUGUACAUACAUAAGCAAAUCAGCGGACAAAUUAAUUUCCUAAACUUGAUUUUGUUAAAUCGCUGUAGCCCAUUUUUUGUCUUUCUGACAUAGU